This is a messenger RNA of Cuscuta europaea, 3131 nucleotides long. Lineage: Eukaryota; Viridiplantae; Streptophyta; Magnoliopsida; Solanales; Convolvulaceae. The record is from the annotation of a GenBank genome assembly.
GACAAAUGCAGCUGGGCAAGAGGAGGUUGCUGAGUUAUUUGUGGAAAAAAUGCUUCCUCUCACAAAUUUCAAGGUAGCGAUCACGCUCUGAAACUACGGAAGCAAUACGCUGCUGCUGUUAGAAGGCAUAAUAAUUUCUUGGGUACAUGUACGAAAUUAAUGUAUCUUGCAUGUAAAUGUUUAUUUGUAUUAUUGUUAGGUUUAUUAUUGUUCAAUUAUUAUGUACGUAGGGAAUGCUCUUAACAUGGGAGUUACCAACUAUUGUAUAAAUAUGGGAGUCCUCCCACAUAAUAAAAGCAAGGCUAAUUCCUCAAACCCUUUUCUCACUUUAGCAUGGUAUCGGAGUCUUCCGUAUAAUACUAUACGAAGUAUCAAUUUUUUUUUUCUCUUCUUUUCUUUUCCCAGCUUAUAUUUAUCAUCCCCCACAGACUUAUCCCAUGACUACCCCACGGAUGAAGUCUCCACAACCACACACACCUCGAUUAUGGAUGUUUGCCGGAAAAUUAAUGACCCAUCUUCUCCAUAUUACCUUCACAAUUCCGAUUUUCCGGGUCUUAAUAUUUGUGGUGUCGCUCUUUGCGGAGAAUCCAACUAUCGUGAAUGGGCAACCGCUAUGAAAAAUGCCUUCCGUGCAAAACGAAAGCUUGGUUUUUUGGAUGGUUCCAUCUCUCAACCCACGCCAAACGCCCACGACCUUGAAGAUUGGUUCACCGUUCAUUCCAUGUUGGUAGGGUGGCUCAUGUCAUCCAUCGACCCGCCCUUGCGUUCCAAUGUCGCCUUUAUGGAUAAUGCCCGCGACCUUUGGGAUGAUUUAAAAAUCCGUUUUGAUGUCGCCGACGCUAUGCGCAUGCAUGAGCUAAAAGAGGCUAUACGCACAUGUCGGCAAGCCGGCCAAUCUGUGACGAUCUAUUUUGGUCGCCUUAAAACUCUAUGGGAUGACUACGUUGCUUACCGAAUAUUGCCCCAAUGCAAAUGUGGUAAGUGUUCUUGCAAUCUUGACAAAGAAUUCCUUGAAAGUGUGGAGCUUGAAAAAUCACAUGAGUUUCUCAUGGGUCUUGAUGGAGAAAUGUAUGGUGUCCUACGUUCUAAUAUUGUGAGCAUGACGACCCUUCCUGCACUCAACAAAAUUUAUCAAAUGGUGGUUCAAGAAGAAUGCCACCGGAAUGUCACCCGUACUCAGGACACCCGCAUGGAUGAUGUGACUUUUGCUAUGCGCCCCAACUCUUCUAUUAGUGUCAUAAAGGAUGGUGACAAAGAAAAGUUAUUUUGCCAUUUUUGUAAGAAAAAUGGUCAUGAUAUCAAACAUUGCUUCAAAAUAUCUGGGAAUUACCCCGAUUGGUGGUAUGGUAACAAAGGUGGCCGUGGUCGAGGGAACACUCUAGGACAGGGUCGUGGUAGAGGAGGACCACCUUCCUUGGGUGUUCAUGCGGUUAAAGUUGAAGACAUCCUUGGAGUUUCAACUCCAAACAUUAACCGUGCAUCUAUGCCCAUGCUCUCUGACACUCAGUGGAACAAUUUUUUAAGCAUGCUAAAUGAUAGUAAAAGGUCUUGUAAAACUGAAAAACUCACAGGUACACCUUCUUCCGUUGAGUGGUUACUCGACACAGAAGCAUCUUUCCAUAUGACGGGUUCAACUAUUUUUUUGACCGAUUUAAAAUCCAUACCGCCUAUUCCGGUUACCUUACUUAAUGGAGAGGUUAAUAUGGCCACACAUGUGGGUUGUCUUCAAUUGGGACCAAGUUUAACUCUUCCGCAUGUACUGCAUGUCCCUGGCCUCACAUGUCAUUUACUGUCUGUGGGGCCGGGAGACUUAUUGAUGAUUUAAAUUGUCAUAUUACAUUUACUAAUAAGUUUUGUGGGAUACAUGACCUCAAUUUGAGGACGCUGAUUGGAGUGGGUGAACGGCGUGGUGGUGUCUACUACUUUGUUGGUGCAAAUUUAAUUCGGGCUCUCAGUGCAACAGCUUUGGAUCCGUAUCAUCUGUGGCACCAACGACUGGGUCAUGCUUCUUCUAAAGUUAUUCGUCUGUUACCUGUUUUUCAUACUGAAAAAGGCAAUACUGCCAUUGAAAAUAAAAUUUGUGAUGCUUGUAUGUGUGCCAAACAAGCUCGCACUGUUUUCCCUUUCAGUACUAGUCGGGCAUCGGAACCAUUUGAAUUAUUACACUGUGAUGUUUGGGGCCGUACCGUGUGCCUUCCUCGUGUGGCUCUCAUUAUUUUCUCACAAUUGUUGAUGAUUUCUCAUGGGCCGUUUGAGUACAUUUAUUGGCUGCAAAAAGUGAAGUCCCGCUAAUAUUCAGAAUUUUUUUUACCAUGGUUCGCACCCAAUUUCAAAAAAUUAUUAAAAUUAUUCGGAGCGACAAUGGUAUCGAAAACCAUUGGUUCUCCAUCUUGGGUUCAUGACUGCCACAAAAUGUACAUAGCAGUACAACAGAAAGUGGAAAACCAAAUAAUCGAUCUCUUAGCUUGACUCCGACAGCGGCAGGAGCUGUAAUACCUACCAAUGCAGGUUAGGUUCCGGCCUUUGGUUCUCCAUCUUGGGUUCAUGACUGCCACAGCUUUUCUCGUCAUGAUAUGCACGUGCAGGUAGGUAAUCUAUUUAUGUACACUUUAUUUGUGUACGUAAAACAAAACCUCACAAUAAUGAACAUUAAAAUAAUUUCUCAACUCAUGGCCGGAUGUACUUUCUUUCACACACAUGCUUUGUCUUGAGGUCUUGAGUAGCUAGCAGCUGGUUGAUGAUAUUUUUUGUUUCACGCACACACAGGUUGCAACCGGCCGCUUCUUAUCGGCCAGCCCAGCCACUACUCUAGCUACUGGUUUGGUGAACAAGUGUGGCUUUGGGAAGAAGAGACAUUUGGGUGUAUUGUUGGCAGGGGCGGACCCAUGAAAGUCAUUUUGAGGGGGGGGGCGAAAAUAUUUUUGGGGGGUUCAAAAAUUUUUUUUGAAAGAGCAAAAAUCAUUUUUCGUAUAUAUAUACACUAAAAAAAAAAUUGUUGGGGGGCGGUAGCCCCCUGGGUCUCUACUACGGUCCGCCCAUGAUUGUUGGGCAGUUGGCACUCUUCUCUUCUCAAACUUCUACCCUUUCACUUAAAGCCUAAAAGGAAAAAACGAAGAUAUGAUACAUGUGAC